Messenger RNA from Aureobasidium melanogenum CBS 110374, 966 nucleotides. RefSeq names its product NAD(P)-binding protein. The transcript has 2 exons. Bases 1 to 966 code for a protein of 321 amino acids. NCBI's taxonomy places the organism in Eukaryota, Fungi, Ascomycota, Dothideomycetes, Dothideales, Saccotheciaceae. The record is from RefSeq and is a predicted model, not a curated record.
AUGUCACUCAAGAAUAUCGCGCUAUUCGGCGCCAAUGGCCAAAUUGGCGGCUCAAUCCUCAAAGCCCUGACGAACCACACAUCGCAAAGGUUCAGCCUCCUAGCCAUCAAAGCUCCAGACUCACCUUCACCACCCGAAGCCUCGAACAAAAAUGUCACAAUCAAAGAAAUGGAUCUGCUGCACACAUCACGUAAACAAAUGGCCCAGGAACUCCAAGGCAUAGAUGCAGUUGUCAGUGCAUUAAACGGACCAGUUCUAGAAGCUCAAAUCGACAUUCAAGACGGAGCAGCAGAUGCAGGAGUCAAGCGAUUCAUUCCCUCGGAGUAUGGUAUGCACCACAUAUACCGCAAGCCCAAUGAUCCACAGGGCUACAUCCAUCCACUCUGGGACGCCAAAAGCAGACUCAAUGAACGCGCUAUUUUGCACCCAGCCAUCAAAGAGGGCAGAAUGUCGUAUACGAUGAUAGGCUGCGGAGACUUUUACAACCAAGACCGCGAGAAAGUUUGGUGUCCUUGGACUCAGACGGAUGUGGAUGAAUACACUUUUCACGUCAUCGGCGACCCCAAUGCCAAAGCCGAUUACACACAUAUCUCAGACUUUGGACUUUAUGUAGCUGCUUGCUUAUCCUCCCCCUCUGUCUCCGAAAACGCCCACCUAAACUUCCCUUCCGACCACAUUUCCCACGUCGAGAUAGCAGACCUCCUCAAAAAUUAUUCUGGCAAAAAAGUAAACCUGGAUGUUAUGGGUGAAGACAAGAUGCACGAGGUGGUUGCAGACCCAAAAUCAGCUCCAGAACACCUCCAAAAUAAAAGUUCUUUUCCAGUGGACUUUUGGUUUUUGGUCAAAGGGAUGCAGGGAAGUGGGAGGUUCUGGCGUCCGAGGGGCAUGAAUCACAAUCAUCUGUUCCCAGAGAUUAAACCCACUACUUUUGAGGCAUACUUCAAGCAGCGUUUUCAGAAGAGUUGA